AUGAAGAAGAUACGAAAUGUUCUAAUUCUAGGUGCAAGAUUCAAAUCAAAUUAUUCAAAGACUUUACUACUACCUCAAACUAAAUUUGGACCAAAGAUUCCACAAGGUGAACAAGCUGAAACUCUACUAGAAAAGACAUCUGAAGAAUUAUAUAACUGGCAAUUGAUCAAUAAUGCAAAUCGAUCAAAAUUUAUUUUACAUGAUGGGCCACCUUAUGCUAAUGGAGACUUACAUGUUGGACAUUCAUUGAAUAAAAUUAUAAAAGAUAUUAUUAACAGAUUUCAACUCAUUUAUCAUAAUAAAUUAAUUCAAUAUAAAGUUGGUUGGGAUUGCCAUGGGUUACCUAUUGAAAUUAAGGUUGAAAAUCUAUUAUCAAAAGAUGCGACUGAUGUUGAAAUAAGACGAAAAUGUAAAGAAUGGGCAAAUACAAUGAUUGAAAAACAAAAGGAACAAUUUAAAAAGUUUAACAUCAUGACGAAUUUUAAUGAUCCAUACAUUACAAUGUAUCAUGAUUAUGAAAUUAAACAAUUGAAAAUUUUUAAAAAAUUAAUGGAAAAUGGUUUGUUAAGUCAACAAUUAAAACCAGUUUGGUGGGGAUGUGAUACUCAGACUGCAUUAGCUGAAGCUGAAUUAGAAUAUAAUGAUAAACACAAGUCAAUUGCAAUAUAUGUUAAAUUUCCAAUAAUUUCAAAUGGAAUAUAUGAUUACUUGAGUAAUAAACUGAUCAAUAUUGAAAAUGGGAAAUUAAAUGUGUUGAUAUGGACAUCUACUCCAUGGACAAUACCAGCUAAUAAAGCAGUCUGUGUAAAUAAAAAUUUAAUUUAUACAUUAAUUCAUAAAGAUGAUGAGUAUUUGAUUGUUGCUAGAUCUUUAGCUCCAGAAGUAUUGAAACUAGAUGAAAGUUAUACUCAAAUUGAUAUAGAAAUACCAGGGUCAUCAUUAACUAACAAUACUUACAUAGAUCCAACGUCAUUAGAUAAUGAUCCCAGACGAAUCUUGCAUGGAGAUCAUGUUAUUGAAACUGCUGGUACAGGUUUAGUACAUAAUGCUCCAUCACAUGGUAAAGAAGAUUAUCUCAUUGGUAGAGUAAAUAAUUUAGAAAUAGAUUCAAUAGUAGACAAUCAAGGAAGAUAUAUUGAUUCUGAAUUGCCAUCUGGAUUUAAAAGUCUAGGUGGUUUUAAAGUAACUGAAUCAAAGACAAAUAUGUUGGUAGUCAAUUUAUUAAUGGAAACCAACCAAAUUUUCAAUUUGAAUAAAAAAUUCAUCCACUCGUAUCCUUAUGAUUGGAGAUCAAAAACACCAGUUAUUCAAAGAUCGACACCACAAUGGUUUGUGAAUGUUGAAAAAGUCAAACCAUUUGUAAAAGAAGCAUUAUCUAAAGUCAGAUUUUACCCAGAUUUAGGAAUUAAUAGAUUAUCAAGUUUUAUAGAGAAUAGAAAUGAAUGGUGCGUAUCAAGACAAAGAUGUUGGGGAGUACCAUUACCUAUAGUAUAUAAAAAAAGUGAUGACUCUCCAAUAACAGAUUUAAAAGUGAUUGAUUAUAUAGUGAAUAAAAUCGAUCAAUAUGGAACUGAUGAGUGGUUUACCGAAGAAGAAAAUAUUAGUAGAUGGUUACCAUUUGAUGGUUCUGAUUAUUAUAAAGGUAAAGAUACAAUGGAUGUUUGGUUUGAUUCAGGUACUUCAUGGAGUACAUUAAAUGAAAAUUUGCAAGAUUGUAAUAUAGCUGAUGUUUAUCUUGAAGGUAGUGAUCAACAUAGAGGAUGGUUUCAAAGUUCUUUACUUAAUAAAAUCAUAUUUUCAGGUGAAAAUGGUUCAAAUUUUAAACCAAUAGCUCCAUUUAAAUCAAUUAUAACACAUGGUUUCAUUAUUGAUGGUAAAGGUCAAAAAAUGUCAAAAUCAAAAGGAAAUGUUUUUUCACCAAUUGAAGUAAUUGAAGGAUGUAAAAAACCAGUUACACCAUACCUUGGAUCUGAUGGUUUAAGAUUAUGGGCUGCAUCUUCUAAUUUUAAACAAGAUGUAACUUUCAAUAUCGAUAUACUAAAAAGAACCUCAGAAAUGCACAAAAAGUAUAGAAUUACAUUUAGAUAUUUAUUAGGAAAUUUGAACAAUUUCAAUUUCAAAAACCCAGUACCAUAUCAUGAAUUAUCCGAUUUAGACAAGUAUAUAUUACAUACAUUGGUUGACUUACAAAACUCAUGUACUGAAAAUUAUGAAACGUAUAAUUUUGCAAGAAUAAUAAAUUCAGUUAAUUUACAUCUCAAUUCAAUAUUAAGUGCUAUAUAUUUUGACGUUUCAAAGGAUUGUUUGUAUACAGAUUCAGAAGAUUCUUUAAGAAGAAGAUCAAUUCAAACUGUAUUAAAUGAGAUUUUAAAAACUUAUAUUGGUAUAUUAUCUCCAAUCCAACCAUUAUUAACACAAGAAGUAUGGAAUGAGUAUCAAGAUAUAGUUGAUUUAAAAAUAGAUUCACCUUUCAAAAUGAAAUGGAAUGAAUUUUAUGCAUUACCAGAAUUUUUUGAAAAUCAGGAAUUGUCAAAUAAAUUUGAUGAAUUUUUCCAAUUAAGAGAUCAAAUAUUUAAACAAGUUGAACAUUUGAAAAAUGAAAAUUAUUUUAAAAAUAAAUUAGAAUUAGAGAUUGAAGUAACGUCAAUACCUGAUACAAAUAUUUAUAAAUUUUUAAUAGCUAAUCAAAACUACCUUGAUGAUUUACUUUUAGUUUCAAAAGUUAAUAUUAUCAAAGGAGACCGAGAAUCCAUUAAAAUCCAACAUUCAACUGAUUAUAAAUGUCCAAGAUGUUGGAAAUUUACGUCAACUAUUGACGGCACGAUAUGUUCCAAAUGUAGUAAUGUAAUUAAAUAG
Messenger RNA from Insectozyma verbasci, 2856 nucleotides. The record is from the annotation of a GenBank genome assembly. Lineage: Eukaryota; Fungi; Ascomycota; Pichiomycetes; Serinales; Debaryomycetaceae.